CUGUUGCACCAUGGUUCAUUAUUCUUUUCUUCUCCUUGUUAUCUCUUUGGCUGGUGGGAUGGAGAGUGGUAUUAUUGGAGGAAAAGUGGCUAAACCUCAUUCCAGGCCAUACAUGGCAUCUAUUCAGAUCAAUAAACAUCACACAUGUGGAGGGAUGCUGAUCAGAGAGGAUUAUGUACUGACAGCGGCCCACUGUUUGAACCGUAGUGUCUUCUCUAGUCGAGAUCACUUUGAGGUUGUUCUGGGAGCUCACAACAUCACGAAGAAGGAGAAGAGCCAGUAUCUGUCUAGCGAGUUUCACACUCCACCUGUCACUCAACAACUUACUCCCAACACUGUCUAUAUUAUGCACUUUGUUCUCUUUAAAUUACUUUGCUAUUUGCAGCUGAAGAACAAAGCCAAGCUGAGCAAAUUUGUGAAAGUUAUGACUUUUGCUAAGAAGAAUGGAAAAACACCUGCUAAUAUUCACUGCUCCAUUGCGGGUUGGGGGUUGAAAACCCCAAAAGGAAACCAGGCAUCAGAUGUGAUGCGGGAAGUCAAUCUCAAACUGCAGUUCAGCACUGAAUGUAAAAACAAGUGGCAGCAGUACUUCAACUCUGAGAGAAUGAUCUGCAGUAUUUCAGAUGGGAAACAUGCUUUUUGUAUGGGGGAUUCAGGGAGUCCUCUUAUCUGCAAUACUAAACCACAAGGAAUUGCUUCAUAUACCUUUAAUGGUGACUGUACAAAUAAAUCAUAUCCUCAAGUUUAUGUAAAAACCUCCUAUUUCCUCCCCUGGAUUAAAAAGAACAUUGGUUAAAAUUAAACAAACAAAUAAAUAAAUAA
Sinocyclocheilus rhinocerous is the source of this 822-nucleotide messenger RNA. Its product is annotated as granzyme B-like. Gene Ontology annotation, molecular function: serine-type endopeptidase activity. The transcript is spliced from 6 exons. Bases 11 to 796 code for a protein of 261 amino acids. NCBI's taxonomy places the organism in Eukaryota, Metazoa, Chordata, Actinopteri, Cypriniformes, Cyprinidae. The record is from RefSeq and is a predicted model, not a curated record. Gene Ontology annotation, biological process: proteolysis.